AUGUCGUCCCCUGCAGUGAGCAAGCCCCCUAAGCUCGGUUCGAAGGCUGGAACUCCCACCAAACUCCGCAAAGGUUCCGGCUCGAGCGCCGCCUCCAAACCCAGUGUCACUGAAUCACCCAAGUCCGUGAAGAAGACACCCUCCCGCAAGCUCGCUCCUAAGUCGCCCAAGCCGAUCCAAGACGACGAAGUAUCUAUCCCUGAGACCCCGUCACCCAAAUCGAAGAAGAAGGCCCCCUCAUCGGAGCAGCGUCGACCCAUCUCUCCACCCGAUGAUGCUGCAUCUCAGGCUUCUGGUUCAGCUGCCCCACUUGGUGGAGCUGCAUCUGAGUUGUCUGGCAAGGCCAAGGGCUCUGCUGAAAAGACGAAGGAUACUAUGAACAAUGGAGUCCAGAAUGCCACCGAUGCUACUCCGCUCGACCUCUCUGCGCUGAAGGGUCUUGUCGUCUCUGACGGAGGCAAGAUUCUGGGUCAGGACGGUAACCCACUGGGUGAGGUGGUGGAAGGUGAUCCCGAGGACUUGGUCGGUCAGACUGUCGGUGAUGACGGCGAGAUCGUCGACGAAGAUGGCGAUUUGAUUGGCCGCGUUGAUGUCCUCCAUGAUGCCGUCGAGGAUGCUCAGAACCUUCCUGACGAUGCUGAGUCCAAGGUCGGCGAGGCUCAGGAUGUUGUCACUGAUCUGGCCGAGCUAGAGGGUCUACCUGUCUCUGAUGGCGGUGUGAUCAAGAAUGCUGCUGGUCAGGUCCUGGGCAAGAUUGUUGAAGGUGACCCCGAGGAUCUCAUCGGAUACACUCUCAACGAUUCGGGUGAGAUCGUUGACGAUGAAGGCGAUGCGAUCGGCCGAGUGGAACUUCUCCCGGUUGAGGAGCAACAGAAGGCUAUCGAGGAUGCUGUCGGCGACGCUACCGAUAACGUCAAUGGCAUCAAGGGUGAUGGUGAUGACGAGUUUGAGGACGCCCACGACGGCCUUCCCGUCGAUGACGCAACGGAUGAUGCAGACAAUGUUGCCGAUGAAGCCGAGGAUGCUCAAGAAGAUGCGCCCGACGCUGAAGAUGCGGCGCCUGAAGGACUCGACCAAGCCAAGUCCACCGCUGAAGAAGCCGCUCCUGAUGUUGAUGCCGAGGACGUUGAUGUCGACGCGGAUGCUGAUGUCGAUGUUGACGCUGAUGCUGACGCUGAUGUUGACGCUGAUGCUGAUGCCGAUGCUGACGCUGAUGCCGACGUCGACGCCGAGGGUGUUGCUAAAGAUGCUGUCGACGAUGUUAAGGACCCAGCCGACGAGAAUGUCGACGGAGCCCAGGACGACGUUGAAGAAACCGCUGAAGACAACCCUGAGGCCGCAGAAGAUGCUGUCGAUGAAGCCACCCAGCACAUUCCUGAACUCGACACUCUGGAAGGCUUGAAGUGCAACAAGCGCGGAUUCGUCAUCGAUGAAGAGACUGGAAAGCCUGUCGGUGAAGUCAUCGAAGGUGACCCUAAGAAGCUGUCGCGACUUGGAGCUACCCUCGAUAAGGAGGGACAAUUCUGGGACAACCGAGGAAAUGUGAUCGGAAAGGUCAAGGCACUCCCCGUCGAAGACGGCAAGGAUGAGGAGGGACCAUUCGCUGGCCUUGAGGGUCUCGUUGUUGGCCAAGAAGGCUUUGUCGAAGAUGAGAACCAGACUCGCGUCGGAAAGCUGGUUGAAGGCGACGCGAAGAAGCUUCUUGGUCGCGGUGUUGACGAAGAUGGUGAAGUCCUCGAUCGUCACGGCUCUGUCAUCGGUCGCGCUGAGCGAUGGGAGGAGCCCGAGCCCGAGCCUGAAGAGGAGCCCGAGGAGGAGGCUGCUCCUGAUCUCUCCAUGCUCAAUGGUUUGACUUGCAACAAGGCAGGGUAUGUCAUCGGCAGUGAGGGCUUCCCUAUUGCCCAAGUUGUCGAGGGUAAUCCCAAGGAACUUGCCGGCAAGAAAAUCGAAGACGGUGAAAUCUACGAUGGCAAGAAGGUUGUUGGUCGUGUUGAGCUCAUCCCUGAGGAGGAGCUGGAAAACAAGCCCGAGGGUCCAUUUGCCGGUCUAGAGAGCCUGGUCGUCACGAAGGAUGGCUUCGUUGAGGAUGAGGAGGGCUCAAUUGUCGGAAAGCUCAUCGAGGGCGACGCGAAGAGACUUCGCGGCCGUGCUGUUGAUGAGGACGGCGAGAUUACCGACAAAUAUGGCAAUGUGAAGGGCCGCGCCGAGCCUUAUGAGGUCCCCGAAGAAGAGGAAGAGGUCCCCGAAGAAGCGGACCUGUCGCUGCUCGAAGGCAAGGUUGUCAACAAGAUGGGCAAUGUCGUCGAUCCUGCCACUGGUGCUGUCGUCGGACGCAUUGUCGAAGGUGACAAGCGUCUUGCUGGUCGCAAGGUCGAUGGCAAGGGCCAGAUCUGGGGUGACAAUGGUCAGAUUAUCGGACGCGCCGAGCUGAUCCCGGGCGCCGAGCAGCAAAAGGCCGAGGGUCCUUUCUUUGGAUUCGAUAAUGCCGAAGUUGGAAAGGAUGGCGUCGUCAUUGAUGCCGGCCGUAUCAUCGGUCGUCUCAUUGAGGGUGAUGCUAAACGCCUGCUUGGCCGCAAAGUCGAUGAGGACGGUGAUGUUGUCGACAAAAACGGCAACACCAUAGGCAAAGCUGAGCGCUGGGAGCCUGAGGAGAAGGCUCGCGAUGUCAACCCUAUGUCUGGUCGAAAGGUCAACAAGGAGGGAGAAGUCCGCGACGCUGAUGGCAACCUCAUUGGAAAACUGACUUCUGGAAAUCUGGCCACCCUUGUGGGCAAGUCCAUUGAUGACAAUGGUUACGUGGUUGACAACGACGGCAACAAGAUUGGCGAGUGCACCCUACUGGAAAACAUUCCAGAGCCUGAGGAGCCUGAGCCUGAGCCCGAGGUUGAGGAAGAAGGUCCAUCACCUGAAGAGCAAGAAGCUCAAGCCAAGGCUGAGCACGACCGCCAGCUGGCUGAGAAGAUGUGUCAUAUUCUUCGGCAGACUUUGGAUCAGGUCAAGCCUGUGUGCGAUAUGAUCUCCGAGAAAAUCGAAAAGGCUGACCGCACUCCCAAGGAUGAACUUGACGAGGAGAAGCUGGUCAAGGAUGUCAAGCCCCUGCUAGAGCAGGGAGGUAAAAUCCUGCAAGAGUGCAACGGUGCCAUUCGUGCCCUUGAUCCCGAUGGUCGCAUCGCUGCUACUGCUAAGGCCCGCGCUUCUUCUCGUGAUGCCACACCCGAGGAGAAUCAGCUGGCUGAGCUGCUCAAGACUCUGACUGAGACUGUCGUUAAGACAAUCGACAACGGCAAGAGACGGAUUGCUGACAUGCCCCAUGCCAAGAAGAAGCUUAGCCCUCUCUGGUCUCUUCUCUCCGAGCCAUUGUUCCAGAUCAUUGCUGCUGUUGGACUCCUCUUGAAUGGAGUCUUGUCAUUGGUUGGUCGUCUGCUGGAUGGUCUUGGCUUGGGUGGACUGUUAAAUGGUAUCCUUGGUGGAUUGGGACUGGACAAGUUGGUCAAUGGUUUGGGGCUUGGUGGACUGACAGAUGCUCUGGGAUUGGGCGGCAAAUGA
Molecule: messenger RNA, 3546 nt
Organism: Penicillium pulvis
Lineage: Eukaryota; Fungi; Ascomycota; Eurotiomycetes; Eurotiales; Aspergillaceae
Product: LEA domain protein
Exons: 2
Coding region: 1-3546 (1181 amino acids)
Source: RefSeq, a predicted model, not a curated record